ACGUAAAGUCGAGCGGUGGACCAAUAAGAUGAUACAAUUCACGGUUUUUGUAGGUAAAGUGUAUAUACACGCGUUAUGUUUCAGCCGGGAGUUGGCCAUGUGUCACUAAAGAAAAUAUACAAAUUAUUAGCAUAAACCCUUGGAAAUGUACACACGUGUGCUGUAAUUCGUGGUGACUUCGCUGUAGAGGACCAGCUGAUCUUUGUUUAUGUCAUCUCACAGACGAUGAUCCGUGCGAAUUAAGUUUCAAACGAGUUUCGAAAGGAUUUGGAAUCUGUUUCUGUGAUCAUCCUAUCAUCUCUUUCAUUGUGUUAUAUUUUUUUCGUGUGAAAUUGUGUAUGUGUGGGACUUUUCCAGUGCCGCCCUUUUUAGGGCCCAAAAUCAUGGCAAGUCACGCACACCUGGACAUUUACAAGGAUGAGUAAGGUUGUAAAGAAAAGACGGAAAUCGGCAUUGUUUGGAUCUGAGGAUAUUUUGAGUGAAGUUUUUCCGUGAUUAACUUUUUGUAUGUGGAAGUUACAAGAAGAAGUGAACUUAUGACAACAACACUGGAAGAGAAAGUGAUGCCGUCCAAAGACGACGAAUCAGUGGGCUCUGUUGGUAGUCCCGGAAGUGCAAGUAAUGGCGCCACCAACGGGAGCAAGAAGCACCGGACGAAACGAGUGUUAAGAUUAGAAGAGGAGGAAAACGGACACAGCGGUGUGAACCAGUUGGGAGGAGUGUUUGUGAACGGACGACCUCUACCGGACUCAACACGACAACGGAUUGUGGAAUUGGCCCAUAGUGGUGCCCGGCCGUGUGAUAUCUCCAGAAUUCUCCAGGUUUCCAAUGGCUGUGUUAGCAAAAUACUAGGUCGCUAUUACGAAACUGGCUCGAUACGACCUCGAGCAAUAGGCGGUAGUAAGCCCAGAGUGGCUACCAAUGACGUCGUAGGCAAAAUAGCCCAAUACAAGAGGGAGUGUCCGUCAAUUUUCGCCUGGGAAAUUAGGGACCGAUUGCUUUCCGACGGAUGCUGUAACCAGGACAACAUCCCUAGCGUUUCAUCUAUCAACCGCGUUUUACGGAACUUGUGUAGUGACAAUCAGAAGGUUAUGGGACAAGGCGCAAUGUAUGACAAGUUGGGUCUACUAAACGGUCAGUCAUGGCCACGCCCUAAUCCAUGGUAUACAUCCAACAUGUCUAUGGCUGGAAUCGGAGCACCGGCGCCUUAUCCAACCCAUCAAAGCUCUACCCCGAUCUGCAUAGAUAAGAAAAGUAACGACAGUUCCGCGUCAGAGACCAACAGUGAAGGUCAAAAUGGACACACGGACGAACAGGUCCGCUUACGUCUCAAACGAAAAUUACAAAGGAACCGAACCUCGUUUACAGCUGCUCAGAUUGAAUCGUUAGAAAAAGAGUUUGAACGGACGCAUUAUCCAGAUGUAUUUGCACGCGAACGGUUAGCUCAAAAAAUUGAUCUCCCUGAAGCCAGAAUACAGGUAUGGUUUUCAAAUAGAAGAGCAAAAUGGCGGAGAGAAGAAAAACUACGUAAUCAGAGAAGAGAUGUUCCGAAUGGAUCUACGAGAUUACCUAUAAAUAGCAGCUUUCCGAAUGGAAUGUAUCCAUCUAUUCAUCAACAGAUAGGCACCAUUGCUGAACCAUACAGUACAAUGCCCACCGUUCCGACCUACUCGCUGGCAAACAAUCUCCCAACUAACCCUGCCUGUCUUCAAUCCACAAACACCUCAUCCUACUCCUGUAUGUUACCAGAUUAUUCUGGACGUGGGUAUGAUCCUUUGUCUCUAAGCAGCUAUUCCCGUCCCCCCUGCAACCCCGCAGCAAGCAUGCAGAGCCAUAUGGCGCACAACUCCCAUAAUGGAUCAUCUACGGGUCUUAUAUCCCCGGGUGUGUCAGUUCCGAUACAGGUGCCGGGGGGCGGGCCCCAGGACAUGAGUGCUCAUCAUCAUAUGGGGUCAAUGCCAUCACAAUAUUGGCCGAGACUACAAUGAUAACCUCCUACAUGUGAUGACAAUUUGUUCAAAACUUCGGAAGUAAUCUUCCCCAGACUCAGUCUUGAUCAAGUGUGAUUGGUACAGAUUAUAGCCAAACUCGGAACCUGACCAAUAGGAAGAGAACUGAAAAGCGCGGGAUUAUCAUGCAUGGAAAAAGAAGGAUGCUUUACCGAAUCUGGAAUCGGUGUCAUUGGAGGUCGACGAUACCUCGACUACUACCUUACAUAACAGGGUUAUUGAAACCCCGUUCAAAAGUGAAAGCGAAAUAAAGAAAACAAAUCUCAGUCCGUUGUCUGAUGAUGGAAAUCCAUCCAUCGUAUGAUGAUAAAAAACAUUCCACUGUCUGAUGAUGGUUCGUUGUCUGAUGGAAACCAAUUCGUUUCUGAUGGAAAAUUAUUUUAAAGAUGAAAAGUGACAGGAAGCAACAACAAGUAUAUUUUGGUUUCCAGACAUUUGGUCUUGCAAUACAUUUUCGGUUUGUCAGAAAUUGGGUAUAAAGUGACAAGACAAUGGAACUGCCUAUAAAUAAGGACCUGUUCGAUAUCUGUGAUCAACCAUAGUAUCAAGUAUUCUUUGCCAGUAUUUAGUGCUCAGGAAAUUACUCUAUAUCGCGGCGCACCCUACCGGUAGUGCUUCAAACGAUUUUUCAUUGGUAACCAAUAGUUACUUAUACAGUCAAGGGCCGCCAUUGGUCCGCCAUCUUUCUGAUCAUCAUUGAAAUCCGUGUUCACGAAGGCCGCUCAGAAGCGAUUGACAAAUGAUGGGGACAUUAAGGAUUAGAGACCUAAAAUAUCAGUCGAUCACAAACAUCAUGACGACAUUCAAAAUGAACAAAUUUGUAAAUGUAGCGUAUAACGGUACAGUGGGCAUGUUAAUAGCAAGUGCUACAACUGGACCUGACGAUUACCAUUUUAGUCCAAAGUUGUAUGUACAAAUUGAUAUGUCUAGAAGGUUUCUGAUGCUGAUUAAACUAAAGGUUAUUUGACUCCAUAUUCAUCAGAUGAUGUUUGUAACAUCUACUGGAAGCUCAAGGAUGAGACUGAUGUUGUAAUUUUCUGUCAUUACUAUCGUCUUUAGCCUAAUGUCAUACUUAUCUUUAUUUAGUUCAAAGGAUCUAAAGUAUAGAGAGGUUUUUUGAAGGAAGGCGACAUAUUCAUGUAUUUUAUUACAAUUCUUGCCUUGGUUUUACGCUGCAGAAAUUAAGCAACGUAUAAUUAAUUGCACAAUAUAUUGUAAUUAGUAUAUAUCACAUGUUCUUUCACAUUUUUGGCUGUUUAUAUUGAGACAAAUCCGCUGUUAUUUCAAUUCAAUUUUAGAUAAAAUAAAACCGACCUUUUGAUAAAAAUAGUGUAAAUUAUUAUCAUAUACAACAUGUGGAUGGAUAAACUGCGUGGCAUCAAUGUAAGAUGGGAUGUACGUUAUGGUUGCUUGUAUAAAUAUCCUGAAGUCGUUGUCAUAAUUAACGUAAAAUGGUUCUCUUUUUUUUAUAAAUAAUGCAAGGCGUAACUGAAUCACGUCCUGAAUUGUAUUAGCUAGUAAGGAUGGAUGAAUGUUUUCUAUAUAAAUAUAUAUACACAUUGUCUUACGAGCUCAAGUUUGUUAUUCUUAUUUGUCAUAGAUAUUGAAAAUGUGAUGAGAGUCAACAUGUUAUUAUAGAAAUAUGAUUGAGCGUGAGUUGAGCAUAUAUAAAAUUUGAUUGGUUGAAUGUUGUAUGAGUUAUGAAGACUGUGAAUGUUUUAUAUAUAUAUAUGUAAUGCAUUUUAAAUCUUUGUUGUGACAUUUUACACCAAAAUUACACGAUGAAUAACACACAAUGUAUCUGAUCCUCACAUGUUCACUUAUUUAUUACAUGUAUAUAACAUUUGUUAUUUUUUAUAGUAUUUGUCAGAUUUAGUUAGUUAUGAAAAGUGAAUACUUUUUUGUUGUAUGGAGUCCAUCUCUCCAGUGCUCCUUAUAAAACAACCAUUUUAUGUUAUACAAUUGUACUAAAAUUGAAAAGGAAUACGCAAUUUUUUGUUAUGCUACAUUUUUGUUUCUAAAAUUGCUAACAAUUUGCUAGGGUAAUGUCUGCAAAGUUAUUCCCCUUUGUGACCCCUCUCCCGUCUCUGGAGCUUUGCCACUAUGAUGUGAGUGAUGUUCUUGGUAAUUGUGAUCUCAACCAGAGUCCAUUAGCUCCAAAUCUGGUGAUAUUUUACUAUGCCAUGUUCAAUUGAAAAAAAAAGAUAAUGAUAUGCUUAAUUUGUGAACAAAUUAGAUUCAUGAAUAUUUUUUCCUUUUAAUUUACCAAUGAAAUUUAACAAAAAGUUAAAUCGUCGCUAAAAUUAAGAAUUGAAUACCAUGGCGUUGAAAUUGCUGGUUUGGAUUUAUUGGGCUCUACAAAAUUCACUCUAGAUCCUACGUUGGUAAAUUCUGGCCCCGAAACCGUAAAAAGUCAAGAUUCGCAUUCUGUCUUUUGUGAUAUAUAUAUAUAUGGUAUGUGGCAUGGGAAAUUGAUAUUAGUUUAGCUAAGAACAACCGACGAUUUGUUUCAUAAUCUUUCAUAAAAUUUCAUAUUCUCGUAAAUGCGAAAUCCUUGAUUUAAAAAUGGAUGUGAGACUAAGAACGUUUUACAAUUUCGGGGCCAUAUUCUAAUCAUCCAAACAACAUACCUCGCUUUUGCAUAUUAGUGUUCAUUUAAUGGCGAUUCCAUGUGAGAAUUGUCGUACAUCACGAAGCCAGCAAAAUAAUGAUAUGUUAAAUAAAUAGCAAUAAAACUUUACAUGGUU
Molecule: messenger RNA, 4756 nt
Organism: Pecten maximus
Lineage: Eukaryota; Metazoa; Mollusca; Bivalvia; Pectinida; Pectinidae
Product: paired box protein Pax-6-like
Exons: 12
Coding region: 537-1988 (483 amino acids)
Biological process (GO): anatomical structure development; regulation of transcription by RNA polymerase II
Molecular function (GO): DNA-binding transcription factor activity, RNA polymerase II-specific; RNA polymerase II cis-regulatory region sequence-specific DNA binding
Source: RefSeq, a predicted model, not a curated record